AUGAAGCGCAGAAUACGGGAGGGAACGUCCGAUUCUCCGAAGAAGCACCCAAGACAAGAUCCUGUCUCGUGCGCGUCAUGUCGCAAAAAGAAGCUGAAAUGCGACCGAAGAUUCCCCUGCAGCAGUUGCUCAUCUCGAAGGUUAGAAUGCAGCUAUGGGGAUUAUGAUCGAAGACCUGAAAGCCUCUCCGUGAAAACUGGCAGUCAAACGGAUGCGGGUCAUCCUUCAGACAACCGUGCUGUAUCACCGUCUCGGUCAUAUUCAACGGCACCUGUCGAGCCUAUACCUCGUAAUAGAAAUAAGGAUGAUCCACUCGCCACUGUACAUUCGCUUGAGACAAUCAUUAUGGGACACCGAAUACCAUCUGCUGUGCCUGCCAAGUUGCGAGAGGGACUAUCGAACCCCCAUCGUUUACAGCCGUCAACAAUGCAGCGGAGAACUGCAUCUGAUGCUCUGUUGAAAAUGUAUUGUGGCAGCAAGCUCGCAUCUCAUGAUAACCUGCUACUAUUGAUCUGCCAUCAUUUCUGCCGGCGGAGUCAGAAGCAAUUAGUCUCUUCCAUUAUUAUUGCCAGCACAUCGACUACCAGUAUCAUCUUAUCAUCCCCAGUCGCACCGAGCAAGAUAUUCAGAGCUUAUACAUCAACGCUGCUAGGGGUGCGCCGCCUGGUCUCAACUGCAUUAUUUCUUCAGCUCUCAACAACCGAAUCAUCCGAGGUCGCAGAGGCUUGUAGCCGAGAGACAGCGUUCCUUGCUGGAGCAGCACUGAUCCAGAACAACCAUGCAUCUUAUCCAACCAUUGAAGGACUGCAGGCAGCUCUGAUCAUUGGACAUCAUUUGUCAAGUCUCGCCCACAAUGCCACUAUUAGCGCUCUAUUCAUCCAUGGGACACUCGUCAGCCAAGCCAAGAGCCUUGGACUGCAUCGGAUCGACAGUCCGCAGUUUGCCAUUGGACAUACAUCAAGACACUGUGAUAGAGCCAUGCUUGAGUUAGAACGCCGAUUAUGGUGGGAUCUUGCGCUAAUGAGUUUCCUGAGCGGGCCUCAAGAAUGGACUUAUUCAAUUCAACCACAACACUUCAACGUCAAAAGGCCGUUAAAUAUUGAUGAUGUCGACCUCUUCAAUGAAGUAGGAUCGCCUAUCACCACCCCAACAUGCAUGUCCUAUACUCUUUGUCGGUUGAGACUGGCUGAAAUUUGCCGCGAGAUUGUGGACGAAUCCGCUCCUUAUUAUCUCCAGGGCCAAGAGGUACCCUAUGAUAAGGUACUAGAUUUGGACCUAAGAUUAAAUCAGGCACAUUCCGAACUCCCGCUAUACUUUCGUUACGAUCGAUCAGCGGGGCAAAAUUUCGCGACCCUUUACCAGGAGCGCCCGGAAAUUGCUUGGCAACGAGCCUUUAUCCAACAAGGUUAUUAUGCCCGGUUCUGCCGCUUGCACCGACAAUACUUUGUACGUGGCGCAAAGGAUGCAAGAUACUCAUACUCUCAUGUUGUUUCCCUGCAAUCUGCGCGAAAGGUGCUGGAGAUAAAACGCAGAAUGGAUGAGGAUCAGCCUGUUUCUUACCCAAAUAGUUCAUCAUUGUGGGCGGUGAUGCACCAGGUCUUCCUCGCAGCAGUCACAUUGCUUAUUGAUGUGUGUUUCAACUGGGAUGAUAUUCUUGCUGAUAGGCGGAAAGAGGAAGUUCUUAGCGCGUGUCGAUUAUUGAGCCGAGCCCAACAAAAUUCACCUGUUGCACGCGAAGGCAUCAAUGCGUUGAUGGACAUUCUGCAGAAAUACUGGAAGCAAGAAAAGAGGCCAUCUUCCCGUGAAAUGGUCAUCGAAGCUCCCGCUUCUCCUGAUCUAGAUACCCCAUCUUUUCAGGAUGGAGCAAAAUUGCCGAUAUCCAAUACCAUGGAAGCUGGUAACAUGAUAUCCUUCCCCAAUCAUCCUCAGAGUACAUCUGUCUCGCAUGAAGCCUUUAAUAUUGGAGAUUCUGCGAUCGGGGUGAUUCCUUUGGAAGAGAUGUGGACUGAGAUGUUAGAUGAUAGCGCGAAAGUCGGAUUAGGCACACCCGACUGGAUGGACUUGCUGACUGAGUUAACAAAUGCGCCUGCACCAUGCGAAUAA
Molecule: messenger RNA, 2103 nt
Organism: Penicillium macrosclerotiorum
Lineage: Eukaryota; Fungi; Ascomycota; Eurotiomycetes; Eurotiales; Aspergillaceae
Product: transcription factor domain-containing protein
Exons: 3
Coding region: 1-2103 (700 amino acids)
Biological process (GO): regulation of DNA-templated transcription
Molecular function (GO): DNA-binding transcription factor activity, RNA polymerase II-specific; zinc ion binding
Source: RefSeq, a predicted model, not a curated record